Molecule: messenger RNA, 2561 nt
Organism: Nanorana parkeri
Lineage: Eukaryota; Metazoa; Chordata; Amphibia; Anura; Dicroglossidae
Gene: PICALM
Product: phosphatidylinositol binding clathrin assembly protein
Exons: 24
Coding region: 236-2371 (711 amino acids)
Biological process (GO): clathrin-dependent endocytosis; synaptic vesicle budding from presynaptic endocytic zone membrane; clathrin coat assembly
Cellular component (GO): extrinsic component of presynaptic endocytic zone membrane; synaptic vesicle; clathrin-coated vesicle
Molecular function (GO): SNARE binding; 1-phosphatidylinositol binding; clathrin heavy chain binding
Source: RefSeq, a predicted model, not a curated record
CCGCCGGGCUCUGGCUCACGGAUUCGAGGUGGAGCCGAGUCGCCAUUUUCCUCCAGCUCCCCGUCCUGUGUCACCUGUGCGGCGGUCGCCAGCGCCGGGAAUAGCGGCGGUUGGGAUCCGUCACCCUUCCUCCAUGCUCGGGUGUGCGGCUGGUCUGAUCACACCGGAUCCCCUCCAGACCUGAUCCACUCUCCGUGUCCCCUCAUCGUCCCUCAACACCCCCCGAGCCGCCGCCAUGUCCGGACAGAGCAUCACCGACCGCAUCACGGCGGCGCAGCACAGUGUCACCGGCUCCGCCGUCUCCAAAACCGUGUGCAAGGCCACCACCCACGAGGUCAUGGGCCCCAAGAAGAAGCACCUGGACUAUUUGAUCCAGUGUACGAAUGAGAUGAAUGUAAACAUCCCACAUCUGGCAGACACUUUAUUCGAAAGAACGACCAACAGCAGCUGGGUCGUGGUCUUCAAGUCCUUGAUUACAACGCACCACCUCAUGGUGUAUGGCAACGAGCGCUUUAUCCAGUAUCUGGCAUCCCGGAAUACUUUAUUCAAUUUGAGCAAUUUCUUGGACAAGAGUGGACUUCAAGGUUAUGACAUGUCCACCUUUAUAAGACGCUAUAGCCGAUACCUGAACGAGAAGGCUGUUUCUUACAGGCAAGUCGCUUUCGACUUCACCAAAGUAAAGCGAGGGGCUGAUGGCGUCAUGAGGACAAUGAACACAGAAAAGUUGCUGAAGACGAUGCCCAUUAUACAGAACCAAAUGGAUGCCCUGCUUGAUUUCAAUGUAAAUGCCAACGAGCUGACAAAUGGAGUCAUUAAUGCUGCUUUCAUGCUGCUCUUCAAGGAUGCCAUCAGAUUGUUUGCCGCAUACAACGAAGGGAUAAUUAAUUUGUUAGAAAAAUAUUUUGAUAUGAAGAAGAACCAGUGUAAGGACGGGUUGGAUAUUUACAAGAAGUUCCUCACCAGAAUGACACGGAUUUCCGAGUUUUUAAAAGUUGCUGAGCAAGUCGGAAUUGACAGAGGAGACAUCCCCGAUCUAUCUCAGGCUCCAAGCAGUUUGCUCGAUGCCCUGGAACAACAUCUUGCCUCUCUAGAAGGGAAGAAAAUCAAAGACUCCACAGCAGCGAGCAGGGCUACCACACUUUCCAAUGCAGUCUCAUCGCUCGCGAGCACAGGCCUCUCCCUCACCAGAGUGGAUGAAAGGGAAAAGCAGGCAGCGCUUGAGGAAGAACAGGCUCGAUUGAAAGCUUUAAAGGAGCAGCGUCUAAAGGAGCUUUCCAAAAAACCUCACAACGCCUCUACGACUGCCUCCUCCCCCGUGUCCUCCUCAGCAGGCAGUAUAAACACCACUGCCGCCAUUGACCUGUUUGCAACACCAGGUUCAUUAAACAGCACUUCCAAGCUGCCAAAUGACUUGCUUGACAUGCAGCCAAGUUUCCAGCCAGCUGUGCAUCCGCUGAGCGCCGUGCCACAAGUAGCGAGUACAUGGGGAGAUCCAUUCUCUUCUGAAGCUGGCGAUGAGACCAUCUCAAACCUAAAUCCUUUCCUAAGUAAACCUAGUGAUGGUGCCCACCUACCGGGUAUAAGCACUGACACUGCCAGCUUCACAGCUAAGACUCCUAACCAUGACAUAUUUAUUGAUUCGUUCUGUGGGCCUCAAGUCUAUUCCAAUGCUUCCCAUUUCCAUACUGAACCCUCAAUAGCUGGCCUAUAUGGAGGGUUCACCCCAUCACUAGCUGUUCAACCACAGACCUCUGGUGGCCUUAAUGUCGACUUUGAUUCUGUUUUUGGCAACAAGUCUCUCUCUAACAUCAAUGUAGACUCCGCCGGUUUUGACGACAUGGGUGGACUCCUCAGACCAACACUAGCUUUACAAAACGCAAGUGCUCCCUCCAAAAACGCACCAUCCAAGCUGGUGUCUGACGACUUGGACUCCUCGCUGGCCAACUUAGUGGGCAAUCUGGGCAUCGGGAACGGAACAACAAAGAAAAAUGAUGUUCAUUGGAAUCAACCCGGAGAAAAGAGACUAACAGGAGGAACUAACUGGCAGCCAAGGUUGGCCCCCACCACCACCUGGAACCCAGCCACCCUGAAUGGCAUGCAUUUUCCAUCAUACGCACCGCCAAUCAUGGCCUAUCCAGCCACAACGCCUACAGGAAUAUCUGCAUUUGGAAUGCCUCCUCAGAUGGGAAAUGUGCCAGUAAUAUCACAACAAGCAUUAAUAUACAACCAACCUGUAAUGAGACCACCUAAUCCUUUUGGUCCUGUAUCAGGAGCACAGUUGUCUGCAGCUUCCAGCCCAUCCAGUCAGAGUCCUCACAGAGCGCCUGGGAAGGACCCCUAUCCACAGCUCUCAUUACAGGAUUUCUUGUAGGACCAUUUAGAUGCAAUUCAUGUAAUCAGCUGGACGGGAGUUCCCUUUUUAGAAGAGGCUACGUAACAAAUCCCUACUUCCAGUCAAAUUCAAAGCUGCUGAUAAGCUCCACACUUCCACACAAAUCGGUACCAGAAAGAGCUGUUGGGGCCCCCAGCAAUAUAGAAGCUCUCCCUGAGAAGCCAGGGGU